AUGUCGACUUCAAAGACGGUUGUGUUGAGAACUUCAGAUGGUGAGACCUUCGAGGUGGAAGAGGUGGUGGCGUUGGAGUCGCAGACCAUCAAACACAUGAUUGAAGACGAUUGUGCCGAUUCCGUCAUUCCUCUACCAAACGUAAAUAGUAAAAUCUUAUCCAUGAUCAUCGAGUAUUGCAAGAAGCACAUCGAGACCCCCAAGUCCGAAGACAAGAUUUCCGACGAUGCUUUCAAAACCUUUGACGCCAACUUUAUCAAAGCCGUUGACCAGGCCACCCUCUUCGACCUCAUCUUGGGUGCAGACUAUUUAGACAUCAAGAGCUUGUUAGAUCUGACUUCCCAAACUGUGGCGGAUAUGAUUAAAGACAUGACUUUAGUGGAAGUUCGUAAGACUUUUAACAUUAAGAAUGACUAUACUUCGGAAGAAGAAGAAGAGCUCCGCAAAGAGAAUACAUGGGCGUUUAAGUGAAACAGAAUCAGCUAUGGAUUACACUUAGAUUUUUUUUUUUGAUUUUUUUUUUGAUUUUUUUUUUUGUUGUCAAUAUCCAUAAUAGGAUUGCUAUAUAUAUAUAUAUAUAUAUAUAUAUUACUACAAGUUAUUUUAUUUUAUUUUAUUUUAUUUUGCUUUGUGAAAACUUUCAACUUCCUUUCCAACAAAUAUGAAUCUUUGCCAUGCUAAAAUUGCUAAAAUCUAUUAAAUAGG
This is a messenger RNA of Cornus florida, 705 nucleotides long. RefSeq names its product SKP1-like protein 1B. Gene Ontology annotation, molecular function: cullin family protein binding. The record is from RefSeq and is a predicted model, not a curated record. The transcript has a single exon. Bases 1 to 471 code for a protein of 156 amino acids. Gene Ontology annotation, cellular component: nucleus; cytoplasm. Gene Ontology annotation, biological process: SCF-dependent proteasomal ubiquitin-dependent protein catabolic process. NCBI's taxonomy places the organism in Eukaryota, Viridiplantae, Streptophyta, Magnoliopsida, Cornales, Cornaceae.